This is a messenger RNA of Rubroshorea leprosula, 987 nucleotides long. The record is from the annotation of a GenBank genome assembly. NCBI's taxonomy places the organism in Eukaryota, Viridiplantae, Streptophyta, Magnoliopsida, Malvales, Dipterocarpaceae.
GUUCAUGUUCUAUGUAUAUGUCUUAAUCAACAUGUAUCAUCACUUGUUUAGUUCUUAGGAGAAAUCUUUCUGAAGAAGAGUAUAAAAGACAGUUGCCAGCUCCAAAGGAUGCCAUUAAGGGCGCAGAUGUUUUGUUGACAUUGUUGACUGGUACAUUUUCUUGCAAACUGGAGAGAACUUUACUGUGUUUGGUUGUAAUUGAUGAAGCUGCUUAGACACGCAAAAUAGCAUGCUGGAAAGCUCUACUAAAGGUCAAGAUGUAUCAUUGCAGGAGAUCAUGUUCAGCUUCCCUGAGAGGAAAGGGAUGAAGGAUGCACUGUACAGUCAAGGGUGUGCUGCCGAUUUGUUAUGUUUGGAGAAAGACCGUUCAUGUUCACCGGCUCCUUUAACUCCUAUCUUGAUCCCUCUCAAGGACGUCGAAAUCUCAACAGAUGAUGGGUUCCAAGGUUCAGAGAAGGAAGCCAUUGUCAUUUCCACGGUUCGAGGAAACUCAACCAAUCAAAGAGCAGAGGAGAAAGUAGGAAUGGCGGUGGAGGUAGGGAAGAAGUCGAAGAGGAAAUCAUCUAUUCUCACGCUGCAGCACUUCAUCUCAACCAUGACUCCUUUACUCGAUUUGGACAAGAUUCUUUCUUCCAUUCUCUUCUAUUUUUCUGACUCUAUCGCACUAGUGAUUGCUUAUUCUUUGCAUGUUGUCGCUCUGCAACACUUCUGCUAUGGUGGAGGCCAAAUUGGUGUUUUGAAAGCCAUCGUUUGUGUUUAUUGAUGACUUAUCUCUUCAGAGACUUAGAAAUACUAGUUAGUGGAGUGAAUUAGAGAAUCUGAUUGUUGGGGUUUUGGAACCACGGGAUAUGGAAGAAUAGAAUGUAUUUCUCACAUGCACACCAAGUAUUCGAUCAAUUGCUUGAAUGGAUUUUCAGUUGUUUUGGUAAUUGGAAUAGAGUUAUGCUGCAUUAAUGUACGGGGUUCCAAUAAAAUUCCCUUUUUGCU